AAGUAGCCUAGUUUUCGUUUUCGUACUGUAUUGUUUGCACGAGUGUGGUCCAAUUGUAAUGAAGGUGGUUUGUAAGCUUGCCCAGUUGUUAGAGGAACGAAUAGAUGACCCAACGGUUGGAGGAAUGCGAUAAUGUGCAUCAACUCUUUAUUGGUGGGUGCAGAGAAAGAGAGAGAGAGGGCGAGCGUGAAAGAGCGAGCGUGAGAAACCAGCCAGUCGCCGGAGUAGACUGGAGGAUGCUGUACAAACACUGCUCUACGAACACUCCUCGGAGCUUGAGGGAAUAGAUGAAGAAAGGAUGAGAUAAACACUAUUUUUCACGUUGCGACUUUUGUUAUCUAAGUUGAUAGCCGGAGGCUUUACGCAUCGUGGAAUAGUGCAAACAGUUCGGAGAAUGUGUUUAGGAGGAUGGAUGCCCACGCGCCACUAGGAUUUUUUUUGUUUCCAGGUAAAGGGAUAGAAGAAUAACAACUAAAGCUACCGUUUUUUUUUUACCCUGAAUCUGUUUCAUCGGAAGAUUGUAAAGGUGCAGCGAUCAGGGAAGGCUGAUGACGGACCUAUUCAUCCGGUCAGUGCAGCAGAAGCACCAAAAGGUUCUGGAACCAUUUGGAUGGAAUUCGGGCAAAUGUUUAGACUUUCUUUUGGUUUUAUAUGAAACUGGUGACUAGUAGUUGCGAUUUUUUCUCUCUCUGGAAUUUUGAUAUUCUCAUUCAAUAAUUAGAACUGCGAGGAAAACAUUUGCCAGGUUAUCAAUUGUAUACAUUUCUAUUUUAUUUUUGGGAAGGUGGAAUGGUAUUGCGGUUUGCUGUCCAUUUUGCAUCUACCUUAGAUCUGAAUCGUUUUCUCUUGAAGUAUUCCUUUAUCUAAAUGGAAUUAGUUGAGCCUAAAGCCCCCUGUGAAAGGUACAGACAUGGUAUAUGGGCACAGCCUCCUUCACGUUGUUGCAAGUCUACUCAUACUUGGGUUGUCUGGGGCAACGAAGAAGGAAGCAUUGAAGAACAAUUCGGGAGUGAAGCCUGCAGGUCAAUGUGGCACCUGGGUGAAGGAAGGAGACGGGGGACUGUUCACUUCUCCCAACUACCCCAGCAAAUACCCCCCAGGAAUAGAGUGUGUUUACAUCAUUGAAGCUCCUCCCAGGCUGUGCAUUCAUCUGUUCUUUAAUGAGAGGUAUUCUAUCGAGCCUUCAUGGGAAUGUAAAUUUGACAACAUUGAGGUGCGGGACGGCCCCUUUGGCUUCUCCCCAGUAAUCGGACGCUACUGUGGCCAGACCAUCCCUCCCUUCAUCAGGAGCAGCGGACGGUACCUCUGGGUAAAAUUUGUUUCCGAUGGCGAACUGGAGGCGAUUGGAUUUUCGGUGAAUUACAACUUCACUGCAGAUCCGGAUUUUGGAGACCUUGGCGGGCCCCAGUCUCUGCCCUUCUGUGAGUUUGACAUGGGAGGACCAGAGGGGAUCGUGGAGUCCAAUCAGAUCACCAGAGAUGGAAAAGCGUUAGCUACAGAGGCUGUGGACUGCAAAUGGUUCAUCCGCGCUCCUCCACGCUCCAAGAUCUACCUGCGUUUCCUGGACUAUGAGAUGCAGAACAGUAACGAGUGUAAGCGUAACUUCGUGGCGGUGUACGACGGCAGUGCGUCCGUGGAGGACCUGAAGAACAAGUUCUGCUCUACGGUGGCCAACGACGUGAUGCUGGUGUCCACCACGGGGGUGAUCAGGAUGUGGGCCGACCAGGGCAGCAGAAGGAGCCACUUCAGGAUACUCUUCACCACCUUCCAAGAACCUCCAUGUGACCCGGGUGCCUUCUUCUGUCACAGUAACAUGUGUAUCAACAACAGCCUGGUGUGUAACGGGAUUCAGAACUGUGUCUACCCCUGGGAUGAAAACCACUGUAAAGAGAAGAGGAAAGCUAACAUCCUGGACAACCUGAACAACACCAACGGCACCAUCAUCGGCGUCACCUGCUGCAUCGUCCUCAUCCUCCUCAUCGUGUCGGUCAUCGUUCAGAUCAAACAACCCAGGAAGAAGUACAUCCUCCGGCGCGAGGACUUUGACCCCACGAUGUUCCAGGAGGACUUCGAGCCGCAGCAUUAUGGGCUCUGCACGUUACGCAGCACCACGCAUGCCACCGCGGCUUCGACGGAUCUAGCGGAUCUAGCAGAGGACUUGGAGAACUACCACGCGCUGCACCGCUCGUCCUCGCGCUGCGUCCAUGACCAUCAUUGUGGAUCCGCCUCCAACCCGGGUUCCGCCCACCUGUCCCAGCUGUCACUCAGUGGGCGGGGAAGCCGCGGGAACCUGAGCUCACGCGAGGCCGCAGCCCUCCUCACGGACCUUCCACCGCAGUCGGUACGGCCGCUGCUGCCCAGCGUUGCCACGGGGAACCGGCGCAGCAUCCUAGUGAUGAAGCACAGCUACUCGCAGGAAGCGGCCGACAAUGGGUGUGACCUCGACGACGACCUGGAAGAGGUUCCCACGACGAGCCACCGACUGUCGCGUCACGAGAAGGCAGUCCAGCGGUUCUGCCUCAUUGGCUCUUUGAGCAAACACGAAUCAGAAUACAACACGACUAGGGUCUAAGACAAUCUCAAGAUACUUCAGAAAGCUACAUCAUUCUUCUGCAUCUUGCCAAGUUUGACAAUUUAUGGAAGUAACAUUAAUCUCCCUGAUGAGAACUGUUGCAUUGAGCGACAAAAACUAUUUUGAGUGUUUGUGAUAAAGGAAAAAAACAUUAUUUUUUUUUGUGUGUAUGUGUUGGCUUGUUUUGAUGACAGCGGUGAUAUGCCCUGUUGGUAUUCAUCAAAUGGCUGAGAUUGUAAAGCCAGAGACACGUAACUGAUACUUUCAGAUACUGGACAGAAACUUUAAAAGAUACAUAAAUACCUUAAAUGUACAUUGUUCAUGAGACUGAACCUGAACCUGUUCUUUUUAACUUUUUUUUGUAUUUGUAUUUAACAUCAAACAUGUGAGGACGCCAUUUUGGUCCUGAUAUCCCAUCUGCAAACCCACUGUGUCGCUGUUAUGUUUCCUACACUCCAUUAGGGCUCAAGUUCUUUCCCCGGACGAAGUUCCAAACCCCAGAGAAUGUUGUGAUGUCAUAAGGGGAUAAACUGUAUAGUGUUCCAAGCCACUGGACAGGAACGGUCUCCAUGUUGGUGCUCUCUGAGGACUGAAAUGGGACAUUGGGAUGUAUCGGUAUUUUCUAUGGCAGCCACAGGUCUCAUCAAGAAGUAAUGAAAUUGGUUUUGAGAAUUCCCAGUCAGAUUUCCUACUAGGAACCCAAACAUUGGUAAUGGUUGUAUUUGUGGCUUGUCUAUGCACACUAGACUACAGUAAGAAAAGUGGGCUCAAUUAUUAGGCUAUUACGUAAUCCCUUGAUUGCCCAAUAGCCUUAGUCCUUAUUUGCAUUAGCAUCAAUAUUUUAUUUCCUGUCUUUCAGAAUAUGUCUGAGACCCCUCUGUUUGCUGAGAUCUCUACUUU
Oncorhynchus gorbuscha (pink salmon) is the source of this 3472-nucleotide messenger RNA. Its product is annotated as neuropilin and tolloid-like protein 1. Bases 911 to 2572 code for a protein of 553 amino acids. NCBI's taxonomy places the organism in Eukaryota, Metazoa, Chordata, Actinopteri, Salmoniformes, Salmonidae. Gene Ontology annotation, molecular function: protein binding. The record is from RefSeq and is a predicted model, not a curated record. The transcript has 11 exons.